Molecule: messenger RNA, 712 nt
Organism: Schistosoma margrebowiei
Lineage: Eukaryota; Metazoa; Platyhelminthes; Trematoda; Strigeidida; Schistosomatidae
Source: the annotation of a GenBank genome assembly
CUCAAGGGCGUUGUGCAUUAAGGAGUCCUAGGUAUAAACGAACCUGAACGUCUUAGUGUUACUUCAGUUCUCUUUUGUAUGCAAUUAUUCAGGUGAGAUGAUGAAUAGCUUCAUGUAAUCAUUAAGUAAAAUCCCACGUGUUAACGCAAGUUUCUUUUUUAGAAUGUCUACGAAAAAGUCAGACGAAGAGUGGAAAUGUGUUUUGAACCCCGAACAGUAUCGAGUAGCUCGUCUUAAAGGCACAGAAGCACCUUUCACCGGUGAAUAUUACCAUAAUAAAGAAAAGGGUGAAUACCUUUGUGUAUGUUGCGGAUCAAAACUUUUUGACUCAUCUGCAAAGUUCGACAGUGGGUCAGGUUGGCCAUCAUUUUAUCAAGUUUAUGGAUCAAACGGGCGAGACGAUUCCCAAACAAAUGUUACUAGAACAGAAGAUAAUUCACUGGACUCGAUGAGAAUAGAAAUCUCAUGUAAACAGUGUGGCGCUCAUCUAGGCCAUGUGUUCGAAGAUGGACCUAAACCAACCGGUUUACGUUAUUGUGUAAACAGUGCAUCUUUGUCAUUUAAAAAAUCAGAAUAAUUGAUUGAAAGAAUAUUAAUAAAAUUAUUUGGCUGACAAGAAUGCAUCAGGUCUUAAUAUGAAUUGGCUAACUUUUCUUUUUAUCCAAUGUUUGUAUCGAUCAGGUAUCGGCUAAUAAACUCAUAUGCCUUCUUA